Messenger RNA from Podospora anserina S mat+, 1920 nucleotides. RefSeq lists its product as uncharacterized. NCBI's taxonomy places the organism in Eukaryota, Fungi, Ascomycota, Sordariomycetes, Sordariales, Podosporaceae. The record is from RefSeq and is a predicted model, not a curated record. The coding region runs from base 1 to 1920 and encodes 639 amino acids. The transcript has 3 exons.
AUGGCUGCCAUUCCCAUUCAGGCCCCGUCGCGACACGGGCCAAGAGACACCAUGAACAGCGGGCCGCUACCGUCUUUAUCAGGCCGCGAUGGCGGAUUCCCUCCAGGUCCCUUUGCGCCCAUGUCCCAUCGCAUCCCAUUUAACGACAACCUCUCGCCCUCGGCUGCUUCAAAUCCCAUGGCGAUACGCAACAGAGACACCGACUUCGCACCUCCACCGCUUCCUCCACCGCGCCUGGUGCCCAUCAACGGACCCAUCGACCCAAAGGAGCAUCAAAAGUGGGAGGGAAUGCGGAAGCGCGAUACCAACUAUGACGGGAGCGUAGAUAGCGGUUUGGGCAUGAGCCCCCACGACUUUCGCAGACGCGACUCGGACUACGACGAGACAUACCACAGCUAUGGCUCCAACAGAUCUACCACCCUCCCAUCCUUCAGCGCAAUCAGCCAGACCAUGAAGAGCUUCCGUCCAAGCCACGAGGCCAUUGACAAUUCCAUGCUCAACAGGCUCAACAGGCCCACCAUACGCCGCUCCGGUCUCAGCACAUCCCACAACGAACCCCCACCCCCUCGCGCCCAUCACGCUGACCUUUCGACGCUAUCUCUUCCCCACAGGUCCAAGCAGCCCUUCCUCGAUAUUGGUUACAGCAGGUCCCCCAUGUCGGCUACGUCGCCUGGACCUUCGCCGUUUGGCCACCCGGGACCUAUGGAUUACCGAUCCCCAUUGAGUGCCGCUGAUAGUACCGACCUUGAGCGUUCCCCGCGCUUGCACAGGCUGCACAGCACACAGUCCAUGACGGACAGUGAAGGACCAGGUCUCUCGCACGGCGGGCAUGAUUACGAGGGGCGCGACGAGGAUGUGGAUUUUCCCAUGGAGGAAACUACGCGGAUGCGCAGGCUAAAAAUAGAAGACCCCUGGAGGGAAAGGGAGCGCGAGAGGGAAAGCUACCAGCCGGGUCAGAAGCGUCGUGCAUCGUCGCCCCCAAGCGAUGAUGUGCCCAUGGCGAGCGAUUCUAUGCGGUGGCCUGGCCGGGAUGGGUCUGGCAUCUCGCGCGGAUCCCCCACACCCAGGCUGCUCUCUAUGCCUCAAAAUUCCACCUUCGGAGGCAGAUCCCCUGUGAGUCGCAGCGGAAGCUACAGCAGUAAUCUCACGACGAGUAGCAUGACGCUGGGCCGUCGUUCGCCGGGACUGAGCCCCAGCGGUCUCUCGCCGACGGAUCCGAUGAACUGCGGCAGCCCCUACGGCACACCGCUCAGCAUGACGGCUGGCUCGCCCAGGUCGGCAAUCGGGAUGGGCCUGGGGCGGUCAGCGGCCGCUGCGGCACAGCAGCCGACGGGAAGAAUCGCGCUGGUCCCCCCCAGAAAGGUGGCCGAGAUGCCCAAAAACGUCAAUGGGAGCAGCCUGGCCGCUAAGCUCAAGGGCCCUUACAUGUGUGAAUGCUGUCCCAAGAAGCCCAAGAAGUUUGAGACGGAAGAGGAGCUCCGCACACACGAGGCUGAAAAGCAAUAUGAAUGCACCUUUUGUGGAAACCGCUUCAAGAACAAGAAUGAGGCCGAGAGACAUCAAAACUCUCUACACGUGCGUCGGCAUUCUUGGUCUUGUUCAGCCCUGACGGGCUACGAGCGGGCCUUCCACGACAGCACGGCAACACCGGGUGAAGCCGACACGUGCGGAUACUGCGGAAAGGAGUUUGGACGCAACGGGCCAAACGCCAGCGUCACCGACGAGGACUGGGAGAAGCGGAUUCGCCAUCUCCAGGAUGUCCACAAAUUCCGCGAGUGCAAUGCCAGCAAGAAGUUCUACCGGGCCGACCACUUUCGGCAGCAUCUCAAGCACAGCCACGCCGGCACCAGUGGCAAGUGGACGAAUAUGCUCGAGAACGCGUGCAUGAUCGAAGAAGACGGUGUGAGUGUUGGUAGAUGA